Molecule: messenger RNA, 2565 nt
Organism: Saitoella complicata NRRL Y-17804
Lineage: Eukaryota; Fungi; Ascomycota; Saitoellomycetes; Saitoellales; Saitoellaceae
Product: BRO1-domain-containing protein
Exons: 4
Coding region: 1-2565 (854 amino acids)
Cellular component (GO): endosome
Molecular function (GO): protein binding
Source: RefSeq, a predicted model, not a curated record
AUGAAUUCAAAUAUUUUAUCAGUGCCUUUGAAGCGGACCUUGCCGGUGUCGUUGGCAUCUUCGCUUCAGUCCUUCGUCUAUAACAAGUACGACCAGCAUCCAGAGCAGUUCCGUGACGACUUCAAGGAGCUCGAUGCACUGAGAUCUCGAUGUGUUGGCGUCAGCGUACGGGUGGAGUGUAUACAGGACUUUCAGAGAUACUACGCUCAACUAUGCUGGCUCACACGCAAAUUCCCUAUCGAUACUGGCAUCGAGCUUGCCUAUCAUUCAUCCUUCGACCAGGACGCAGCACCUGUGACGCACGAUAACCUCCAAUACGAGCGCGCAUGUACUCUUUUCAACCUUGCCGCCCUCUAUUCACUGCUUGGCUCGUCUGAGAACCGAACAUCUGGUGAUGGCCUCAAGCGUGCAUGUUCCUACUUCCAGUCCGCUGCUGGAACCUUCAAGCACCUUAGGGAUGAGGUGGUUCCACAUAUCAGGAUUAACGGCUCAUUAGGAGACCUCGAUGCUACUACUCUGACGGCGUUGGAGCAACUGAUGUUAGCUCAAGCACAAGAGUGCUUCUGGCAGAAAGCAGCUAUGGACAGGUUGAAGGACGGGUUGAUUGCCAAGUUGGCGGCACAGGUGUCUUACUUCUACGAGAAGGCCGAAGAGAGCAUUGAUACAUACAGCUCUAUACCACAGGAAUGGACCGCCCAUAUUGCAACGAAGAAGCUCCAUUUUGCCGCCGCGUCACAGUACCGUAGGGCCUGCGAAGCAUUGUCACAGUCGGCUUAUGGCGAGGAAGUAGCUCGUCUGAAGUUAGCGUUGGCAACCACCAAAACUGCCCUUGAGAACUCCCGUAUUCGACUCGUCCGACCAAGCGUCGUAGAUGACCUACGCAGUCUUCAGGGCAUUCUUCGGAAGAAUGCUGAACGUGCAGAGAAAGAUAAUGAUAUGAUUUACCUUCAGGUUGUACCUAAUACUGCAAGCUUGGCACCGAUCGCGAAAACGUGUAUGGUCAAGUCUGUUGUUAGCAAAGAAGUUGAUCAAGCCGUGGCCCUCCUUAUGAGAGGUGAUGAUCCAGUGCUAGGGCAUCCAUUGCUCAAGAAGCUUGUUCCCUUCGCAGUUCACCAAGCUGCAGACAUCUACGCCGAACGCAGGGAUCAUGUCAUCUACAAGGAAAUCGUCUCUGAGCUCGAGAAGAUCACUGUCAAGGGCAGCGCAGCCCUUCAAGAACUUGGACUUCCCGGUUCGUUGGAGGCACAGGAGACACCCAUGGGAUUGCCGCCUUCCUUGCUUGCAAGGGCUGAGGAGAUCAAGGCUGGUGGAGGUGUAGCCAGGAUCAAGGAGAUGAUCGCCGAUGUGCAAAAGCUGGCCAAGAACAAUACUGCCGUGUUCGAAGAGGCGCAUAAAACUAUCGCUGCGGAGGCGUCCGAGGAUGAACAGCUUCGGGCCAAGUAUGGUACGGCUCACUGGACAAGGCCUGCGAGCGCGUCUAUUGCUGGUCAUCUCUUCGAGCAAGGAGGACAGUAUUAUGCCAUCCUAGAAACCGCGGCUAAGAGUGACGAGGUCAUCCGCAAGAAGUUCGCUGACUGGGAGGAACUCAUCGGCAUCCUGGGCGGUGACAGCACGGAACUCCAGGAGUUCAUCCCUAACGUUCUCACUCAGCGCACGAGUGCUAAGUCUGAGCUUGCGGCGAAGAAGGUUCGGGAUAACCUCAAUGAGCUGGCGCGGCUCGAGCGUAGGCGUCGCGAACGUAUUGAGGACCUUAAACAUCGUGCUAGGAUCGAGGACGUUAGCCGUGCUAUCCUGGCUGAGGCAACGAGACUGGAGAGUGAGGACCCCAACGCUCGUCUCGAGCCAGCGCAGUUCGAGGACUUCUUCGAGCGUCGUCUUCGCCGGUAUGACGAUGCCCGUGCUCAGAUUCAGGAAGAUGAGUUGGAGCUAGAGAAUGUCCUUAAGCACGUCCGUACUGCCAACACGGAGUUCUUGCAGAGCAAGCAAUCGGACGCUACGACACAGGAAAGGGAGCAUGUCUUGCAGCAAUUCGAGACGGCAUAUCUGAAGUGGAGGGAAAUUGGCAUCAAUGUGGAAGAGGGGAGAAAGUUCUACAAUGACCUUGCGAAGGCGUUGAGUAAGUUUAGAGAUGAGUGUAAAGCGUUCGUGUAUGAGCGGAGAAGUCAAGCACGAGAACUUGAGAGUGACCUUUCGUCAUCUUCCGCCCCUUCAGCAUUCCGGGAUUUCGAGGUCCCUGAGGAGGCUUACGCAGAAGAGAUUGACCCAUCAAGCCUUCCUCCAGAGGACGACGAGGACGAAGAUUACGGGGAAGAGUCGUUCGAGGAGGAGCCUAUGGUUGCUGGACAGACGUAUCAGGUGCCGCUGAAUGAUGUUGUACGGACACCGUCGCCGGAGCCUGUACCUGAUGUUACGCCGGGACAAUGGCAUCCGGAGCAAGGAAUCAGGUUUGGGGGGUCACCGGCCCCAAGCAGGCCUGCCCAAGCAGCGCCGGUACCGGAGAUCAAGGUUACGAAGCCAAAAGCAGGAGUCUGGAACCCGAGUGCGGGUAUUGCAUUUGGCAAGUGA